ACGUUCAUUACAGAGUCAAGAGCAGCGGAGCGGCCUCACCGAGGCGGAAACGAAGAUAGCCACACGACGCCGAAACAGCGGAACGGCAGCAGAAGGAUCCGGCCAAGUGCUCUAUAGCGAGGUACCGCUGAGGCGGUGUCAGGCUAAAGCAGUUGAUGCGGAGCAGCAGUGCCACGGGCAGCCUGGAGCGAGCAGUCAAGAGCAAUCGAGGCCGGAGCGGCGGCAUGCAGCGAGCAUGGAGGCGGGCGGGCUGCGGCGGCGGCUGGUACACCUGGACCUGAAGGGCGCUCCGCCCCGCGCCUCCUACUUGGCGGAGGUGCUACCGCUGCUCCGCGCCCUGGGCGCCACUGGGCUGCUGCUGGAGUAUGAGGACACUUUCCCCUACGCGGGGCCACUGGAGCCGCUGCGAGCUCCGCAUGCCUACAGUCUCGGGGAGGUGAGAGCGGUACUGAGCCAGGCUAAGGCCCAGGGACUGGAGGUGGUGCCGCUGGUGCAGACCUUUGGACACAUGGAGUUUGUGCUGAAGCACCAAGAGUUCGCUCACCUCCGGGAGGUGAAGGCGUUUCCCAAUGCACUCAACCCACACAAGGAGGAGUCACGGGCGCUGGUCAAAGCCAUGAUUGACCAGGUCAUGGCACUGCACGAAGACUUAGAGUGGUUUCACAUUGGAUGUGAUGAGGUCUACUACCUUGGAGAAGGAGAGGAGUCAAAACAGUGGCUGCAGCAAGGAGGCCACACUCCAGAGAUGCUGUGCUUAUCCCACAUAAAAGCAGUUGCAAGCUGUGUGGCCUCAUCUUACCCCACUGUGACACCCAUCAUGUGGGAUGAUAUGCUCAGAGGGAUGAGUGAGGAAACAUUGGCAGAGUCUGGGGUCCCACAGCUUGUGCAGCCAAUGAUCUGGGACUAUGCAGCAGACCUUGAUGUGGAGAGCAAAGUACAGCUCAUAGAGAAGUAUCAGAGAUGUGGCUUCUCCAAGGUGUGGUUUGCUAGUGCUUUUAAAGGAGCUACAGGAGUGAAUCAGUCUCUAACACUUAUAGAACACCACUUAAAAAACCAUCUCCAGUGGCUGAAAGUGGCCAGCAGUAGCCCUGCUAAGAUCCUUGAAGGUAUCGUGCUGACCGGCUGGCAGAGGUAUGAUCACUUCUCUGUUUUGUGUGAGCUUCUCCCUGUGGCAAUUCCGUCAUUGGCUGUAUGUCUGCAGGCACUGAAGAAUGGUGGCUAUUCUGAAAAGAUUAAAGAAGAUGUGGAAAAACUUCUGGGAAUGUCCAACCUGGAAAUCAAUACUUUCAUGAGCACAAGUGUGGGGACCUUUCCUGGGAGCAAUAUCCUUACUCUUGUGACACAAGUUAGUUUCUACCUCAAGUCAUCAGUGGAUGAACUUCUUGAAAGGAACAGGUACAUUACAGGCUGGUUCAGCCCCUACCACAGGAAAAGGAGGAUUGUUCACCCUAUAAUGAUCCAUCACUUUCAGCCUGAUGCAGUAAGUCUUCUCUCCAAGUGGAAUGCUGUGGUGCAAGACCUCCAAGCAGCCAUGGAGCAAGUUUUCCACCAGUGUACUGUACAGGAGUGGAUGGAGGAGAACGUCCACCCCAGCCUACAGAAGCUUCAACAAGUGGUGGAUGAUUUAGAUAAAGCAAUAAAAGCACAAAAUUAGGGGAAUUUAAGUUAGUCUGUCUUACUCUGUGGAAAAACAUGGCUAGUGGAAAUUGGCAGCUAGCCAUGUUUGUCACCUUUAGAGUUGAAGCAAGAACUGUGAUUAAACAGCAGUGACCUGAAGGCAUAAAGAAAUUUAUUAGCGUAAUAGGCUUCAACUCUUUUUAACUCUCCUGUCUUAACACAUUGCUGAGCCUUAAAUCACCUGCCCUGUAACUCAGAUUUGCUCCUGUUGCAUAAUAGAAUGCAGAAGCAAGUCAGAACUCGGCUGGAUUGCAAAGCAAGAGAAAAACUCAGGUUCUUCCCAAUUCAGUAUUUGUAAUAAUAGACUUUUUACAUAACAGUGACCUGAGAAAGUGCUACAAGUUCUACUCUAGUCAGUAGCAAACUUGUUCUGCUUUGCCAUUUCCAUAAGAAUAACUUAAGAUAUUUUAAACAUGCUUUAGGUCCUCAUGCUCUGUACUGUGACUCCUUAGUCUUUCAGCUAUGUUCAGACAUCCUGCUGUUCCAUCAUGACAAGACUUUCCACAUCUAUCCAUUGAUUUGUUAUAGAUUUUCUUUUGGACUUUGUGUCUCAGAGAUACAAACCCAUCAGGAUUAAGUCCAGCUUUGAUUAACUUAAGGUCCAGCUUUUUGCAGAAGUCAGAGCAAGGAACUGCCGUCCAGCUGCUCAUGAGGUUACAGCAGAUGCAUGGAAGAUGUUGUGUACCAUCAGAGUACAGAGCAAAGGGGAGCUCCAGAAAAGGAGUUUGUCAGCAACAAUGUAGGUUACACUUGGACUUUAGGAGAACUGCAAUAACACAUUUGGCUUCUUGACUUUUCACCAAAGCAUCAUCUAAGCUAAGCAUAGAAGAACGCUGUAAUGUAAAGCAUUUACUUCACCCUGUAAAACCUGGGUCCAACUCCAAGUUUAUCUAGAUUUGAAGCAUGACUCAAGUCUACUGAAUGAGGGGAAAAGGCUACAUUUUAUUCUGCUUUAACAUUGAACUUCUACUAAUAUAUAGCAAUACAUUCUGUGGGCCAAACUGGAGCAUUAAGAUAAUCGCCAGAGGGAAAAUAAGUCAAAGGUCUGGUAGUUAAGUACAUUACUGUGAAGAUUUGAGAUAUUCUUUACCUGGUUGCUUCAUUUUCUGCUUUCUUGGCUUUGUAUGUACAGGUGUUGAGAAUUUCUUGGAACAGUCUAAGGAGUAGAGCUCUGGCUAGAGAAAGCACAAGCAGCACAGCAGAAGACAAACCUCUUAACUUAUUAAAUGAGAGCUGCAGGCCACACGCAGAUUUUUAUCUAGUCAGUUGCUCUGUAUACCUUAAUUACAAAAGGGAUACACAUAAGUAAACAAGAUCUUUAUUUUACUUCAAUAAAUCUUUUGAUAUUCAAA
Molecule: messenger RNA, 3029 nt
Organism: Pogoniulus pusillus (Red-fronted tinkerbird)
Lineage: Eukaryota; Metazoa; Chordata; Aves; Piciformes; Lybiidae
Gene: HEXD
Product: hexosaminidase D
Exons: 12
Coding region: 236-1654 (472 amino acids)
Biological process (GO): carbohydrate metabolic process
Molecular function (GO): hexosaminidase activity
Source: RefSeq, a predicted model, not a curated record